Messenger RNA from Trichoderma atroviride IMI 206040, 618 nucleotides. RefSeq lists its product as uncharacterized. Lineage: Eukaryota; Fungi; Ascomycota; Sordariomycetes; Hypocreales; Hypocreaceae. The record is from RefSeq and is a predicted model, not a curated record.
AUGGCAGCGCGCGAGGCAUCAGAAACAGCCAGUGCGCCACGCACCCUCGUCCACUGUCUGCGCCCCUGGCUGGCCAAAGUGACGAAACAAAUCCCUGCCUGCUGGGCUGGAGCACAAGCAAAAGCGCUGGGGGUGGGUCGUGAGCGGCCAAUGGCGCCAUUAGCCCCAGGUAUUUCCGGCACCAGGACGGCCAAGUGCAGGACUGCAAGACGCCCCCGGGAAGCGGCCAAAGGCAAAUCUGAGGCGUUAGAAGUUGGCGUGUACGGUGUACAGUCUCGUGUACAUCAGCAGCAGCAGCAAGAAGCCUUGAAGCCGCUCAGAACAAGAUUUGAACUGGAAGCUGUCUCAGGCUCAGCACCACAACACGGGACGCAGCGCCCGCUGAUUCGCUGUCGAGCAGCAUCUGCCUCCUUGGAGCAGUCUGGGAGGCGAUCAAUAGGGCCAAGCCUGGCUGGUGACGCUGACGCCUGGGAGGCAACUCAAAAGCCCAUCACGAAGCUUCUUGCUUCGCCAAUUGUGGCCAAAUUCGUGGACGGCGGAUGCCUGGACGCUGAUGGCGGUGCGGGCGAGGCAAACAGCUCCCACGCCGGCUCCAUCGGACGCCAUGGCAGCAUAUAA